AUGCCCAAAGCAAAGGGAAGAGCGAAGCAGUUCGCUGAUUGGGAAGAGAAGCCCGUGCAAGAUUACGACCCUGAAACCGAACCACGCAUCGAAGAUGAGGAGAGUGACGACGAUGAUAUUGACGAGGAUGCCGGCACGGAGCACUAUGUCUCCGUCGGCAAGUCGAAGCUCCAGCGCAAAGACCCCGUCUCCCUCGGUCCGCAGUAUCGCGGUGCGCGCGUGAGCCGCGAUGCGCUUGACCAGUCCUCUGAUGACGACGAAGACGACGACGAAGAGGAAGAGGACGAUCAAGAAGGGCUGGGGUCUGAUUCGGAAGACUACGAGAGCGCACAGGAGGGGUUCGAUGACCCCGAUGACGCAGAUCUGGAGAGAGACCAGCUGGAGCAUGAUGGCGAGGACGCUGAGAUCGACAGCGAGGACGCGCUUGGCGAGAGCGACGAGGAGAGGUUCAAGGACUUCACGUUCAGGGGCAGCUCCCAGGCUCUGCCGGUGAGAGGAAAGAAGGUCAAGAGACCAACGGCGUCUGACUUCAUGGACGAGGAAGCCGACGAGUCGGAAGACGACGAGGGUCGAUCACUACAAGCCGAUGAAGACGAGGAGGAUGACAGCGAAGAGGAUGAGGACGCUUCUGACCUCGAGGGAUUCAUCGAUGACGGCGAGGACGAAUCGGAAGAGGAGGACGAUGAAGAUGAAGAGCGAGGUAGCAGUGGCAGCGAUGACGACGAAGAUGAGGCACCAGCCGCCAAAGGCAAGCGCGGAGAUCUGGCCUCCACGUUCGCCUCGGGAGCGCAAAAUAUCACUGGUGCCAUUGCCAGCUCGAUCCAGAAGGACGUCGCCAAAGGUCAGGCCGUACGGCAACAAAGAAAAGCAUUCGAUGCAGCACUUAACAUCCGGAUUCGCUUGCAGAAGGCUUUGGUAGCAGUCAACUCCUUCAGCGCCUCGGACGAAACAGAGGCGACGACGGAGCCUUAUGAAGCCGCCGAAGCUGCCGCAGUCAAGCUGCUGAAUACCAUUGGCGACUAUCGCUUCGCCAUGCAAGGAAAGACCGGCCAGAAGAGGAAAAGGGGCCUUGAUGUGGGUGCAUCUAGUGGAGACAUUUGGGAUAGCAUCCAGGAGCUCGAGCGUCCAGCAGUGGCACGCCGGAAGGCUGUCCUAGAGAACUGGUCUAAGAAGGUGAAGGCUACGCAAGCGAACAACUCGGGCAUCAGCAAAGGAAGCAAGUUCGUCAAGGUUGACGAGCCUCUCACCAUGCUUCUGGAGAACCAACUGCAAGAUUCCGAAAGGCUCAUCAAGCGGACACGAGUCCCUCGAUCUUGCGCCCCGGUCCAAGUCUCACAGAAGGUCAACGAGGACGCAGACAUCUACGACGAUGCAGACUUUUACCAGCUGCUUCUGAAGGAGCUGGUCGAUCAGCGCACUGCCGACACAGGUGCCGCCGGGCAGGCAGCAACAAUCCGUUAUGCCGCCGUCAAGGAGGCAAAGAACAAGAAGCACGUAGACACGAAAGCGAGCAAAGGCAGGAAGAUGCGGUUCAACGUGCACGAGAAACUACAAAGUUUCAUGGCACCGGAAGACCGAAGGGGCUGGGAGCAGCAUGCUAUUGACCGGUUCUUCGGCACUCUCUUCGGCCAGAAGAUGGUACUCAACGAAGAUGAGGCCACUGACGAGGAGAUGGGCGAUGAUGUCGAUGCCGCGGAAGCUGGCCUUCGCUUGUUUAGAAAUUAG
Molecule: messenger RNA, 1725 nt
Organism: Truncatella angustata
Lineage: Eukaryota; Fungi; Ascomycota; Sordariomycetes; Amphisphaeriales; Sporocadaceae
Product: apoptosis-antagonizing transcription factor
Exons: 2
Coding region: 1-1725 (574 amino acids)
Biological process (GO): maturation of SSU-rRNA from tricistronic rRNA transcript (SSU-rRNA, 5.8S rRNA, LSU-rRNA)
Cellular component (GO): nucleolus; nucleus
Source: RefSeq, a predicted model, not a curated record